GAUGCUAUAUAUUGUUGAGGUCUGCCCUGUCUAUUAAGGUAACAGAGAGAGAGAGAGAGAGAGAGAGAGAUCUGAGAACUAAUAAUGGAGUCGAUAAAAGUGGCGGCGCUUUGCGGGUCCGUUCGUCAAGCCUCCUAUAACCGUGGCCUCAUUCGUUCUGCGAUUGAGAUAACCAAGGGGUCAAUCGCCGGCGUAGAAAUCGAGGACGUCGACAUCACGGCGCUGCCGAUGCUCAACACGGAUCUGGAAGGCGGAGGGAGAUUUCCACCGGUGGUUGAAGCGUUUCGUCAGAAGAUUUUAGAGGCUGAUAGCAUUCUCUUUGCUUCUCCCGAGUACAAUUACUCUGUCUCUGCACCUCUGAAAAAUGCUAUGGACUGGGCAUCUAGACCCCCAAAUGUGUGGGCUGAUAAAGCUGCUGCGAUUAUAAGUGCUUCAGGAGGUUCGGGUGGUUCAAGAUCUCAAUACCAUCUUCGCCAAAUCGGAGUUUUUCUUGAUCUUCAUUUCAUCAACAAGCCUGAACUUUUCAUAGAUGCACACCAUCCUCCAGGAAAAUUUGACAAAAAUGGCGACUUGAUUGAUGCAGAGACCAAGGAGAGGUUAAAACAAGUUCUACUAUCAUUGCAGACUUUUACUUUGAGACUCCAAGGAAGAUCAAAGUUAAAGAAUUAAUGCAUGUGUGAUUCUCAUGCAAAAAGAAACUGGGGGAAUUCUUGGCAAUGAUACUAAGAGUUAUCUAAACUUCUUUUCAUAUUCUGUUCACCAAACAGAGCAUUGUUUUAGGUUUCAAAAAUAAAAGAAUCAAGGCAACUUGGAACUGAAUAAUUCAACAUCUUGUAAUAUGAUUGAGCAAUAUAAUUUUAUUGAUAUGGAUGUAGAAAUUUAUUUUUAGAAUAGGGAAUUCUGUUCA
Rosa chinensis is the source of this 907-nucleotide messenger RNA. Its product is annotated as NADPH:quinone oxidoreductase. The transcript is spliced from 3 exons. Lineage: Eukaryota; Viridiplantae; Streptophyta; Magnoliopsida; Rosales; Rosaceae. The record is from RefSeq and is a predicted model, not a curated record. Bases 85 to 669 code for a protein of 194 amino acids. Gene Ontology annotation, cellular component: cytosol. Gene Ontology annotation, molecular function: oxidoreductase activity; FMN binding.